Molecule: messenger RNA, 3705 nt
Organism: Lotus japonicus
Lineage: Eukaryota; Viridiplantae; Streptophyta; Magnoliopsida; Fabales; Fabaceae
Exons: 4
Coding region: 214-2904 (896 amino acids)
Biological process (GO): transcription by RNA polymerase I
Cellular component (GO): fibrillar center
Molecular function (GO): RNA polymerase I core promoter sequence-specific DNA binding
Source: RefSeq, a predicted model, not a curated record
GCACUUUAGGUUACGAGUUAAAAAUUUGUGUAAGUUUUUGUCAGUGAGUGCAUUCAGGACACUAGCGAAAUCCACAAUUCAUCUACCGGAGCCGCCGCCUCCUCCUGAACGGUUCGCCAAUCCACCUCUCACCACCGCGACUCCCGUCGCAACCGCCGGUAUCACCCUCCAUCUCCCCAUGCCAUGAGUUCCAGUUGAACUUGCAGAACAACAAUGGAGUUCUCCGAAGAAUGGAAGACCCUGUUUCCAAUAGGCGCAUCCACUGUAUCCCCUCUUCUCCUCUCCGAUUCCAACGCCACUGGUCCUCUCUUCUUCAACCCCAUCCCUCACUCCCUCACCUUUCUCCUCUCCUCCACCUCUCCUCUCCCCCCUCUCCAUCUCCCUCCUCACCUCUUACCCUCUCGCUUCCUCGCCUCCUCUGACCCUUCCUCCAUUCUCCCCUCCUCUGCUUCCUCCAUUGCUUCCCUCUUUGCCUCCGACAAUGAAAACUGUAACGCUUCGUUUUUCCUCCGCAACCGUGUACACCUCCUCAGAUACCCUGAUCGCCCAAACGCUGUCGUUUUGUUCCCAACUGGUGCCAAUGAUGAGAAUAUUGGUUUUUUCAUGGUCUACGCUGAGGAUUCGGAGGUGCAGUUUCAGGUUGAUAGUGAAGGGCAUGUUUUUCAGACUGAUACUGGACCUAAGCACCGUAUCUUGAGAAUUUCAGUGACCCCAGUUGAUGAUUUUGGUCUUGGAGAGUCUGGGAGUACAGGUAAAUCUUCCCCUGUUAUUGGGUAUGUGAUGACUUCUACACUGUAUUCUGUUAACUGGUUUGUUGUGAAGCAUAAUUUGGUUCUGGAGAGGCCUAGUGUGUUUUAUUUGGGUGGUAGAGUAUUCAAGAAUUGUCCUGUCCAUGCUUGUUGGAGUCCUCAUAUAUUGGAGGAGAGUUUAGUUUUGCUAGAAAGUGGUGAGUUGUUCUUGUUUGAUUUGGAGUCUCGUGGUUUCGGUACAGAUUUCAAGGGGACGAGGUUGAGAGUACCAUGGGGUGAUUCCGUUGUUUCUGAAAAGAUGGUAUGGUUGAGUUGUGAAUUUAGUUGGCAUCCGAGGAUUUUGAUUGUUGCUCGCUCUGAUGCUGUGUUUUUAGUUGAUUUGAGAUUGAAAGAAUGUAGUGUGACUUGUCUAGUGAAGAUUGAGAUGCUGCGUAUGUAUGCUCCAGCUGAAAAAGAGCAGUUUCUUGCUUUGUCAAGGGCUGGUCCUGAUAACUUUUACUUCGCUGUGGCUUCUAGCAGUCUUUUGCUUCUCUGUGAUGUAAGGAAGCCUUUGAUGCCAGUGUUACAAUGGUUGCAUGGUAUUGAUGGACCAUGCUACAUAAAUGUAUUAAGCUUGUCUAUGUUGAGGUCUCACUCCAAGGAAGAUACUUUUAAGCUGGCUUCUGACUCGGGAUUUUGCAUUAUCUUGGGAUCAUUUUGGAACUGUGAGUUCAAUAUGUUCUGCUAUGGAUCUUCAUUGCCAUUUCAAAAAGGAUCUAUUGCUUCGAAGCUUUCUAAGAUUAGCACUACCUUUCGUGCUUGGGAGCUUCCAUUUGAGAUCAAUGUCUCUUGUCGUGAGUGUCAUUGUGGAAGUUGUCUCUUGAGGGAUGAGUUGUCAAAGGAUGCACUUCCUGAGUGGAUUGAUUGGCAGCUAAAGAAAGAGAUAGUUUUGGGAUUCGGCAUUUUAAGCAAUGACCUUGCUUCCUUACUCUGUGAACCAGAUGAGCAUGGUGGUUUUACACUAAUAAGGCUAAUGUCAUCAGGGAAGUUUGAAUUGCAGAGAUAUCAGGCCUCUUGGGCUGUGGCUAGAAACAUAGAACAUUGCCAUGAACAAGGAUCAUGCUUGGACCGACAGUUAUUGUAUCCCAUGAAUGAUGAGAAAUACAAAUUUCCAAAAAUAUUUCAUUACCUAAAAUUGGACUACCUUUAUGCUUAUGCAAAUGGUAGUCUUACUCAAAACCUUUAUACCAAACUAAAAAAGACUGAUAUGAAUGCUCGAGACAAAGAGCCUUUUUGUGCAGAAGUACAUGAGUUAUUGUGUGAGAAAUUAAAUGCUUGUGGGUUUGGCCAAUCAAGAUUGUGUCCUGCAAUUACUAAUGUUUUCAAAGAUGUCAAGCUACCAACAAGUUUCCAUGAGGUUGCUUUAAGAAGAUUGUGGGCUGACUUGCCUUUGGAGCUAUUACAGUUGGCGUUUUUGAGUUAUUCUGAAUGUCGUAAAGUUACUGGAAACAGCCAAAAUAGUUUAGCUUUGGAAUUUCUAGCUGUUCCAGCCCUUCCUCAAUUGCCCCCAUUUUCACUAAGGAAAUCUUCAUCCCACAGCAAUGAUGACAUUGUGGGUCCUGUCAUUCCUUUUCCUGUUCUACUUGUGCUUCAUGAAUUUCACAAUGGCUACUCAGAUUCAGAAAGAGGUCAAUUUUCACUAGAAGCAGAGAUUGAUCUCAAAUACAAUGAAGUUAUGCAGGUGGCUCGUGAGAUUUCUGUUUCAGCUUCCUCUACGCACAUGGAUGAUCAUGCAGUCUCCCUUGCUGAUGAUGGGGAGGAUACCAGGGUCGGUUCUUCAAAAUCUAAAUGUGUAUACUGUCCAGUUGCAUUCAAUUUCUCUGCCGCGAACAUUGUACCGGGAAACUCUGUUUAUAGGGAUUCAAAUUAUGAUACAUUUAUUUUUCAUGUCUCUGAGAGUAAGCCUUGUGAGCAGACUGAAUCUGUUGGGCAAGAGAUAUUUGAUGAUCUUUGCCCCGUUGAGUUGAGGUUUGAUGCUCCUGUAAAGAAGUUUGAAUCUCAGGAUUUAAAGGCAUACAAUCUAUUGAAGAGACAAAUGUCUAAGUGGCAAGAAAAUUUUGAUUUGUAUAAGGAAUUUUGCAUUCAAUCUAACUUCGAAAAAGUAGUGAACAUAUAACCCCUCUCUUAUCUAUCCUCACUGCCUUAGACCACGAGUUAUUGAAGAAGCUGAAUUUUGUUCCCCACAAUAUGCUGUGUUUGGUAGAUCCUUGGAGACAAAACAAGAAGUUGUAAUCUUCCGUAAGAAAGCAAGUUUAAGUCUAUUUACUGGAAGGCCUAGAAGUCCAGAAGUUGUGGUUGAUGAGACAUGGUUUUCAGCUCCAGAUUUCUGUAGGGAAUCAAGUUUGUGCUAUUUUUCAUAAAUUUUAUGCAGAAAUGAAAAACUUGAAGCUCGUGCAGCUAGAAUAUGUGAUUUUGAUAUAGUUUGUUCAAGUCUGGAUUCUAGGCAAUUGAAUUGAGCUGGAAUAUCUUGCUCAGCAAGCUAUAUCACUUCUUUUUCUUUAUCAACAUUCCUAGUCAGGCGUUGUUGAUUUGCAAGAUCACUGGGCUGCAACCUUUGGUGUUUCAAGUGUUAGGAUUUUGGCUAAUAUAAUUUGGAGCAGAUGGUUUCUGAUAGAGUUGCUGCCUAGAUAAUUGGUUAGCAUUUAGCAAUAAGCUUCCAUAGAAUUCGCCCAGAGAUGUUCUCUUGUGAACCUGUUUCUGAUCUAAAGAAGUCAAGUUCAAAUCCAACACAUGUAAUACAGUGAUAGUACACUUCCACAUCAUUUGCAGUGUACAUGGUGCAGGUGCAUCAACUAGUUAUAGUCUCUUAGAGCAAGUCACAACUGUUUAAUUUGUAUACAAUAAUGUACAUGCCUCAAGUGACUGCAUGUUUUGUGUAUGUGUGUGUAUUUCUUUAAUGACACUUUUUGUUUUAGAA